This is a messenger RNA of Cuscuta epithymum, 3123 nucleotides long. The record is from the annotation of a GenBank genome assembly. NCBI's taxonomy places the organism in Eukaryota, Viridiplantae, Streptophyta, Magnoliopsida, Solanales, Convolvulaceae.
CACACUCAAUUUUAAUAAUUUUAUCAUUAACGACGAGUAGUAAAUGAGAUGACUCUGUGAGGCCUCUUUCAAAACAAGUUCAACAAAAAGACUAAAGAGGAAAGAAGAAAAGGAGUUGGAACUUGGAAAUGUCAAACUCCGAUCACCAGAGCCACCCAUACCACCACCACUCGGACACGGAAGUCAUCGGAGCUGAUAGGAAGAUGUUCAGCGGCCCACUGAAUCAAAGGGCCGGCAAAAGGAGCGCCCGGCUCAACCUCGCCGGAGACUCUAGCUCGGCGGAGUUGGGGAUCCCGCCGGCCAAACCCUCAAAUGAGGACUCCUACGUAGAGAUCACCCUCGACGUCCGCGAGGACUCUGUUGCCGUCCACAGCGUCAAGACAGCCGCCGGCGCUGACGUGGAGGACCCGGAGCUUGCUCUGCUGGCAAGGGGCUUGGAGAAGAAGACCAACUUGGGAUCCUCCGUGGUUCGAAACGCUUCUUCUCGAAUACGGCAGGUGUCGCAAGAGCUGAAGCGUUUUGCUUCACUCACGACGCGGACCCAUCACGGCGCCGGCAGGAUUGACCGGAAUAAGUCCGCCGCUGCUCAGGCUCUGAAAGGGCUCAAGUUCAUCAGCAAGACGGACGGAGCCUCUGGCUGGGCCGCAGUCGAGAAGCGGUUUGACCAGCUAACUGCCUCCACUAGUGGGUUGCUCCCGCGGGCAAAGUUUGGUGAAUGCAUAGGUAUGAACAAGGAGUCAAAGGAAUUUGCUGACGAGCUAUUCGAUGCACUAGCUAGGAGGAGAAACAUAACCUUUGAUUCCAUCAACAAGAUACAGCUCCAAGAAUUCUGGGACCAAAUCUCUGAUCAGAGUUUCGACACCCGCCUUCAAACCUUCUUUGAUAUGGUUGACAAAGAUGCAGACGGGGCAAUCACUGAAGAAGAAGUCAGAGAGAUCAUAAGCCUAAGUGCUUCUGCAAACAAGCUGUCAAAUAUCCAAAAACAAGCAGAUGAAUACGCGGCCAUGAUUAUGGAGGAACUAGAUCCUAGCAACCUAGGAUACAUCAAGAUUGAGAAUUUGGAGAUGCUGUUAUUGCAAGCUCCAAGCCAGACAGUAAGGGGGCAUGAGAGCCGCAAUUUGAGCCAAAUGCUGAGCCAAAAACUGAAGCCGACGGUGGAGCUGAACCCUCUGAUCCGAUGGUACAGAGAUUUCAAGUACUUCCUGUUGGACAAUUGGCAGAGAGGUUGGGUGCUUCUACUGUGGAUCGGAGCCAUGGGUGGGCUGUUUGCUUGGAAAUACAUUCAGUAUAAGAACAAAGCUGCUUAUGAUGUUAUGGGUGCCUGUGUUUGUAUGGCUAAAGGUGCUGCCGAAACACUUAAGCUGAACAUGGCUAUCAUUCUUUUACCUGUCUGUAGAAACACCAUUACCUGGCUCAGAAACAAGACCAAGUUAGGCAUUGCGGUCCCUUUUGAUGACAACCUCAACUUUCAUAAAGUGAUAGCAGUGGCUGUUGCGAUUGGGGUAGGAAUACAUGCAAUAGCUCACUUGAUGUGUGACUUCCCUAGGCUUCUGCAUGCUAGCCGGGAAAAGUACGCUCCAAUGGAGCAGUUUUUUGGGCAUCAGCCACAAGACUACUGGUGGUUUGUGAAGGGAGUUGAAGGGGUGACAGGGAUUAUUAUAGUGGUGUUGAUGGCUAUAGCUUUCACCCUGGCUACUCCAUGGUUUAGAAGGAAUAGAGUGACCUUGCCAAAACCCUUUAACAAGAUUACUGGUUUCAAUGCCUUUUGGUAUUCCCACCAUCUCUUUGUGAUUGUCUAUGCUCUCCUCAUUGUCCAUGGUAUCAAGCUCUAUUUGACACAUAAGUGGUACAUGAAAACGACAUGGAUGUACUUGGCUAUUCCUGUGGUAGUUUAUGCUUCUGAAAGAUUGCUUAGGGCAUUGAGGUCUAGUGUUAAGCCUGUCAAGAUUCUCAAGGUGGCUGUCUAUCCUGGAAAUGUUUUAGCGCUUCAUAUGUCAAAGCCUCAGGGCUUCAGAUACAAAAGUGGUCAAUACAUGUUUGUCAACUGCUCUGCAGUUUCUCCUUUUGAAUGGCACCCCUUUUCAAUUACAUCUGCCCCAGGAGAUGACUAUGUUAGUGUCCACAUUAGAACGCUUGGUGAUUGGACAAGACAGCUCAAAACUGUUUUCUCAGAGGUAUGCCAGCCACCACCUAAUGGGAAAAGUGGACUCCUAAGAGCAGAUUUUCUGCAAGGGAAUAACAUUCCCAAUUUCCCGAAAGUGGAGAUUGAUGGACCGUAUGGAGCACCAGCACAAGACUACAAGAAAUAUGAUGUGGUUCUGCUAGUAGGCCUAGGAAUAGGAGCAACCCCAAUGAUCAGCAUCGUGAAGGACAUUGUGAACAACAUGCAGGCAAUGGAGGAAGAAGAGAGUGGGGUGGAGAAUGGGCAUGGAGUUGGCAGCAACAAUGGAGGAAGAAACUUUAAGACAAGAAAGGCAUACUUCUAUUGGGUAACGAGGGAGCAAGGGUCAUUUGACUGGUUCAAAGGGAUCAUGAAUGAAGUGGCUGAGAUGGACCAUAAGGGAGUCAUAGAGAUGCACAACUAUUGCACCAGUGUAUAUGAAGAAGGCGACGCGCGUUCCGCCCUCAUCACUAUGCUUCAGUCCCUCCACCAUGCCAAGAGUGGUGUCGACAUCGUUUCUGGGACGCACGUUAAGUCUCAUUUUGCCAAGCCUAACUGGCGCAACGUAUACAAACGUAUUACCCUCAAUCACACCAAUGGCAAAGUUGGGGUUUUCUAUUGUGGGGCACCAGCACUGACAAAAGAGCUAAGACAACUAGCCUUGGAUUUUUCUCGGAAGACAUCCACCAAGUUUGAUUUCCACAAAGAAAAUUUUUGACCUAGUAAUUACUAAAAAUUAAGAAUAGAUCGCACAACUACUACCAAUGUCUAGUGUACAGAGGCUCUCGAUUAUUGAAUUGAUAUCAGUUUUGCAUGAAGUUUGUAUCGACCGGAAUAUUUAAAAAAUGGCGUGCCAUAUGUUGACAGUUACACAGGUAGUGGAAUUUCUGUAAAUAUAUAAAUGUCUAAUCAUAUACUUCCCGAUCUUAGCUUGACAGUGAAAUUUUUUGUUUUGACUUUCU